This is a messenger RNA of Microdochium trichocladiopsis, 1842 nucleotides long. Its product is annotated as Oxidoreductase, molybdopterin-binding domain-containing protein. The record is from RefSeq and is a predicted model, not a curated record. The coding region runs from base 117 to 1685 and encodes 522 amino acids. The transcript has 2 exons. Gene Ontology annotation, cellular component: mitochondrion. Lineage: Eukaryota; Fungi; Ascomycota; Sordariomycetes; Xylariales; Microdochiaceae. Gene Ontology annotation, molecular function: molybdenum ion binding; oxidoreductase activity.
AUCGCCCCGCAGACCUUUGGAGAACUUACCAAAGACGAGGCGGCCAUCGAUUCUGUUGGCGACCGCAACGAGUUGUUCAAGAUUGAACGCAAGGGCUGGAAGGGGUGAGCAAUCUGAUGAGGGGAUUUCUCCGCAACUCCGCAGCACAAGAGUCCGGUGCAAAAGUCGAGAGGCCACCGCUAACACGAUCUGUAUGCUCCUGUAGUUUCGUCGAAUGGGAGAACUACCCCGAGAAGAAGGCUGCCGCGCACAAGAUCCUCACGUCGCAGACAUGGCCGCCGAACCCGGAGUACCAGCUGGGCGAGAUCCCGCCCACGAACCCCGUGCUGCCGGGCACGCGCUGGAAGAUGUGGCACAACGCCAUUGGCGGCGAGCUCGAGGCCGUCCCGGGCGACUCGUGGGACCUGGUGCUCAAGGAGAAGGAUCCCAACAUGCUUCACCUUCUGCAGUUCCCCUACAAUGGAGAACCGCCGAAGCGCCUGGUGACUGACAAGGCCAUCACGCCCAACCCGCUCCAUUUCGUCCGGAAUCAUGGCGGUAUACCAAUCAUCGACAAGGACGACUUCAGCUUUCUCGUCGACGGUCUCGUGGCCAAUCCCCAGUCUUUCACAUUGGCAGACCUCCAAGACGAAUCGAGAUUCCCCAGGAUGAAGAAGCACAUCACGAUGCAGUGCUCCGGCACUCGCCGCAUCGAGCAGAUCCUCAAGUACCCGGGCCAGGGCGACGAAGUGCCCCAGGCGCCCUGGGCUGAAGGUGCCAUCGGCACUGCCGAGUACGAGGGCAUCUCUCUCAAGAAGGUCAUCAAGGCCUGCGGAGGCCUGAAGGAGGGAGCCAAACAUCUCGAGUUCUACGGCGCAGACACCUACUUCAAGGACGACAAGUGCAUGAACUACCUGGUCAGUGUGCCCUGGUCAAAGGUCAAGGCCAACGAAGUCAUGCUGGCGUGGAAUAUGAACGGCGAGCCGCUGCCCCGGAUCCACGGGUACCCGCUGCGGAUCAUGGUGAUGGGAUACAUCGGGGCGCGGGGCGUCAAGUGGCUUUACCGGAUCAAGGCCAUCGAGCAGCCCAGCAGGGCCCCCGUCCAGAGCCAGGAGUACCUGUACUUCCCUCAGCAGGUGGCCAAGCACAACUUCCGCCUCACGGACGGCAUCCAGAUCCAGGAGAUGCCCGUCAGCUCCGCCAUCAUGUCGCCGUGGACAAAGCAGGUCGUCGUCCACGAGGGCCACAUCCGGUGCAAAGGCUGGGCCUACUCAGGCGGCGGCCGCUGGCCGGAGCGGGUCGAGCUGUCGGCCGACGGCGGGUUCAACUGGUACACGGUGCCCGAGGAGAACCUGUCCAAGAAGCGCCGCUGGACGUGGCGCACCUGGGAGCUCGACCUGCCCUGCGACGUCGAGGGCUGGGUCGAGAUUGUCGUGCGCUGCUGGGACAACUCGCUCAACACGCAGCCUCCCGACGUGCGGACCGCCUGGAACUGGGGCCUGCACGUCACGAGCUCGUGCCACCGCAUCAACAUCUUCAGCGUCAACAAGAAGCACCCCCUCACCAAGGCGAGGCUCGACGAGAUGGAAAAGCGCGGCGUGCCCUUUGCGCCGCUGACCGUGCCCCUGAGCUUCCCGGCCCAGGCGUGGCCGGAUUACGAAAAGUACUGGAAGGAGCAUGACCCGCGCGAUGCCGAGGAUGACUGAGCGGAGGAGGGAGGAGGGAUAUGACGGGAUGUAGAGUUCAGAGCAAGAGCAAGCACACCGCCCGGUUUAGAUUGGCUUCACUCAAGGGGGAUACUGCUCAGCAAAAUUCGGCUCCUUAUGCUUAGCGAAAUAUUCAGAUAAUCUUUUGUGCAAGAAC